AUGUUUUCUCGUUUACCUAUUGGAAGAAAAUUUUUAAAAUUAUCUAAUAAUACAUCAUGGAAACGUGGAAUUCAUAAAGGAGUAGAUUCUACACCACCCAUGCGUUUCAUUCCAAUUACACAAAAAGUUGCUUUUUAUGGAUUUAUUAUUAUAGCAUUUCUUUCAUAUCCAUCAUAUGUACUUUCAAAAAUGGAUUCACUUCGUCCACGUCCCGAUAACUCUCUGGCUCCAGAAGUUGUUGAAGAGAUGGAACAACGUAAAGCAUCUAGAAAAAAAUAA
Messenger RNA from Strongyloides ratti, 279 nucleotides. RefSeq lists its product as hypothetical. NCBI's taxonomy places the organism in Eukaryota, Metazoa, Nematoda, Chromadorea, Rhabditida, Strongyloididae. The record is from RefSeq and is a predicted model, not a curated record. The transcript is spliced from 2 exons. The coding region runs from base 1 to 279 and encodes 92 amino acids.